Magnolia sinica is the source of this 1838-nucleotide messenger RNA. Its product is annotated as ADP-ribosylation factor GTPase-activating protein AGD5. Gene Ontology annotation, molecular function: GTPase activator activity. NCBI's taxonomy places the organism in Eukaryota, Viridiplantae, Streptophyta, Magnoliopsida, Magnoliales, Magnoliaceae. The record is from RefSeq and is a predicted model, not a curated record. Bases 210 to 1625 code for a protein of 471 amino acids. The transcript is spliced from 11 exons.
AAAAGUCAAGAGGCGCAAUUGCAUUCCGUCUGUCUUUCUCCUUCUCUCUCCGUUCUGAUUCCCAUCCUCGGAUUUUCUGACGGGGGAGAGGAGAGAAAGAAAGGAAGGGAGAGAAAAAAACGUGGGCAGCAUUUCUCUCCUCUUUCUCCUCCCUUCUCUCUUUCUGCUCGAAUUCCCUUUGCAUUUUCCGGUCAGCAGAAUCGGGCAGCAUGAACGAGAAGGCUUCCGUCACCAAAGAGCUCAAUGCCAAGCACAAAAAGAUAUUGGAAGGACUUCUUAAAUUGCCAGAGAAUAGGGAAUGUGCUGACUGCAAAAGCAAAGGUCCGCGAUGGGCAAGUGUAAAUUUGGGAAUCUUCAUCUGCAUGCAGUGUUCUGGAAUCCACAGAAGUCUAGGAGUACACAUUUCAAAGGUACGAUCUGCUACACUCGACACAUGGCUUCCAGAACAGGUUGCAUUUAUUCAAACAAUGGGAAAUGAGAAGUCAAAUAGCUACUGGGAAGCAGAACUGCCUCCAAAUUACGACAGAGUCGGGAUUGAAAAUUUCAUUCGAGCGAAAUAUGAAGAGAAGAGAUGGGUUCCAAGGAACUCAACAUCAAAAUCACCUUCUAAGGCACGGGAAGAAAAAGCUUCCAUACCCAAGCAGAGAGCUGGGGACAGAGGUGGCCAUGGAUACACCAAUAGUGUAGAGCCUCCUUCCGAGGAGCGUAGAAACCUUCCACCUCCUACUGCCAAAAUUCAAAUGCCUGUUGCUCCCAAGGUUUCUGAUCAGGUUUCUUCUAAUUCAAAAGCAGAGCCGGUCCCGGUGCAGGCUGAUUCAACACAGAAAGUGCAACCUACACCCAAUAUCCCACCUCCAAAGGUUGAUUAUGCCACUGAUCUUUUCAAUAUGCUUUCUAUGGAUGGCCCAAGUCAAAAUGGCUCAGAGUCAUCUUCUGUUGACGAUAUUUCUUGGGCGGGAUUUCAGUCUGCAGAAGCAACAGACACAACAGAGAAAGUUGGCUCUGCGAAGCCAGUAGAAAGUAAGGCCCAACCAAUGUCUGGAAUUGAGGACCUAUUUAAAGACUCGCCGUCAGCUACUCAGCCUCCAGUUUCUGUGAAUUCCCAGAAGGAUGUAAAGAAUGAUAUUAUGGGCCUCUUUGAAAAGUCCAAUAUGGUGUCACCAUUUUCCAUCCAUCAACAACAACUUGCAAUCCUGGCUCAGCAGCAGUCUCUUCUCAUGGCAGCAGCAGCAAAGUCUGGAGGUGGUGUCCCAGCAUUUCCUGGGAAACCCCUUCAGCCCGGAUCUAAAGAUGUCCAAAUGCUUGGUGGCAGCUUGCCAGCACAAAACUGGCCAAAUCUCGGCUUUCAGAUUCCUGGAAUGAUGAUGCCGGUAGUGGGACAAAAUGAUCUACAUAAACUUACGCAGAUGGGAAACAUGAGACCAGCACAGCCUUUGGGGAAUUCUGGUUCUUUUCCAACACCCAGCAUGUACACCAUGGGAACAGCUGCGCCUGCCAAUGGAGUGGCCACCAGUGGAGUCCAUAGGCCUCCUUCGGCAUCUUCCGUCUCACCUGUUACCAGCACCAAAUCCGCCACUGAUUAUGACUUCUCGUCACUAACGCAAGGGAUGUUCUCAAAACCCUAGGCGGUCAGGAUGAGCUGCUGGACCGCAUGUUGGUUUUGGUCUUCCCUUAACAGUGGUGAUUUACAGGAAAUAUAGCAUUUGGAAUCCCCUUCUCCAUUGUUGGUGGAUUGUAAGCUAUUUGUAGAGGCAGUUACUGUUCUUUCUUUCUUUUUUGGGCUCUAUUUGUAUGAGUAGGUAUAUUGGAGUAAUAAAGAUGGGUUUAAAUUGUUAAAA